Messenger RNA from Equus quagga, 1297 nucleotides. It is a transcript of the gene FSAF1, whose product is annotated as chromosome 2 C1orf131 homolog. The transcript is spliced from 7 exons. The record is from RefSeq and is a predicted model, not a curated record. Lineage: Eukaryota; Metazoa; Chordata; Mammalia; Perissodactyla; Equidae. Bases 1 to 1098 code for a protein of 365 amino acids.
AUGGUGCUGCUGCUGGGGGCGGUUCUUCCGCGCUGGGAGGCCCGACCUCGCCUAAGGCAGUGGCACCCUCUGCGGCCGCUCCACAGGACCCCGGGCGCCGCCAUCUUAACCAGAACGGAAGCCGCGCGGGGACCUGAGGCGCGCGCGCGCAGCCCCUCGGAACCCGGAAGCGGGGGCUCCACGCGGCUGGAAUCCAGGCCGCCUCUGGGCUGUACCGCAGCUGCAGACCCCACGAUGGCGCAGGAGCAAGACCUGGGGUCCUCUGCCCCUGCCUGUUCUCAGACACUUCUGGACGCUGUGCUCCAGAACCUCUACGACUUUGGAGAGACAGAAGAGGAAGCAGAACAGAAAAGGAUCAGAAAGAAAAGGGAAAACAAGAAGAGAGAUGAGGGGACUUCAGUGGUCUUGGCAGCAGAGCCAGCUCCCCAACUCAGUUCUCUUGUAAGAGGCCAGAGGAAGAGUGCUUCCAGCUUCUUCAAGGAACUCAGAGAAGAGCUGCAAUGUGCUCCUGCUGUGACCUCCACCGGUUCCCCUUUAGGACCAGAAGUUCCUAGCGCUUCAGUGUCUCCUCCCCUGAAGAAGAACAGAGAGCGAGUACAAGUGGUAGAAUUUCACAGCAGAAAUAAAAAAAGAAAACAGAAGCCAGAUCAAGACGAGAACAGAAAGACCAAAACUAGUAUCCUUGAGAAAGAUGUGGAUAUACAAGAAUUUAACUUAGAGAAGGCUCGUUUGGAAGUGCACCGGUUUGGGAUCACAGGUUAUGGAAAAGGAAAGGAAAGAGUCCUGGAACAGGAACGCGCCAUUAUGCUGGGUGCCAAGCCUCCCAAAAAUAGUUAUGUGAAUUACAAGGUUUUGCAGGAGCAAAUCAAAGAAAAAAAGGCAGCAAAAGAAGAAGAAAAGAGAAGGGCCCAGGACACAGAUAUUUUCAAGAAAAAGAAGAGGAAAGGGCAGGAAGACAGGAAAUCCAAAAGGAAGAAAUCAGCUCCCAGUAUUUUGUCAAGUGGACGGACUGGACAGAUUGGAAAAUUCAAAAAUGGGACACUGAUUCUGAGCCGAGUUGAUAUUAAGAAAAUAAAUUCUUCCCGAGUGCCAAAAUGAAGUACUUUGUAAAAGAAAGAGAGGAACAGGAGAGUGCCGUGAUCCUGAAACUGGACCCCAAUAAGACUUCCAGAUUGUUAUUUAUUUCAUAUUUCACAGACGGCUUUUUUUAUUUUAGGGAAAAAAAUCAGAUAAAAAUAAUAAAAUUUGGGACCAGCCCCAUGGCCAAGUGGUUAAGUUCGCGCAUUCUGCUUUGGCG